This is a messenger RNA of Papaver somniferum (opium poppy), 1890 nucleotides long. RefSeq names its product L-ascorbate oxidase homolog. The transcript is spliced from 7 exons. Gene Ontology annotation, molecular function: copper ion binding; oxidoreductase activity. The record is from RefSeq and is a predicted model, not a curated record. NCBI's taxonomy places the organism in Eukaryota, Viridiplantae, Streptophyta, Magnoliopsida, Ranunculales, Papaveraceae. Bases 66 to 1691 code for a protein of 541 amino acids.
UUCUUUUCGUACUUUCUUUUUUUGGGUUUUGCAAACACAACAAAUCAAGUAUUUUUUUUUUUAAGAUGAGAGGAUUACAAUUGGUAGAAUUGAGUUUGGUGUUUUUGGGGUGUUUGAGUAGUAUAUUUGUGAAAGCAGAGGAUCCAUACAAACUCUUUACAUGGACUGUUACUUACGGAAACCUUGCUCCUCUUGGUGUUUCUCAACAGGUGAUUCUUAUCAAUGGACAAUUUCCUGGUCCUAGGUUGGAUGUUGUCACCAAUGAUAACAUGAUCAUCAAUGUCAUUAACAAGCUAGACGAACCCUUUCUAUUAACCUGGAAUGGUAUUAAGCAAAGGAAGAACUCAUGGCAAGAUGGAGUCUUGGGUACAAAUUGCCCAAUUCCUCCAAACUCAAACUACACAUACAAAAUGCAACCCAAAGAUCAAAUCGGGACUUACUCAUAUUUCCCAUCUACGGCAUUUCAUAAAGCUGCUGGUGGUUUUGGUGGCAUUAACAUUUAUGCAAGACCAAGAAUUCCUGUUCCAUAUGCUUUGCCUACUGCAGAUUUCACUUUACUUAUCGGUGACUGGCACCGCACCAACCAUAAGUUGCUACGGAAUUGGCUGGACUCGGGUAAAGCACUUCCUUCACCAGAUGGUCUUCUCUUAAAUGGUCGGGCACGUUCACUUUUCAGCGGUGAUCGAGGAAAAACAUACAUGUUUAGGAUCACAAAUAUUGGACUAUCAACCUCGAUCAAUUUCCGCAUUCAGGAUCAUAAGAUGAAGUUGACUGAAUGUGAAGGAGCUCAUACCGUUCAGAGCUAUUACGAUUCCCUUGACAUACAUGUUGGUCAAUCUGUUUCUGUUCUAGUAACCUUCGACCAACCUGCCAAAGAUUACUACAUUGUAGCUUCCACACGAUUCACGAGAGCCAAUCUUACCACAACUUCAGUGUUGCGUUAUACUAAUUCCCAAGUUGAUGCUUCUGGGCCAUUGCCAGCGGCUCCUACAUUACUAAAACACUGGUCCAUGAAACAAGCUAGAACCUUCAGGUGGAACUUAACAGCAAAUGCAGCAAGGCCGAAUCCUCAAGGAUCAUAUCAUUACGGAAAGAUAACAACUUCAAGAAGAAUCAUUUUAAGUAACUCAGCUCCCAUUAUAAAUGGGAAACAGCGUUACGCUGUUAAUGGGCUAUCCUACGUUAACUCCGAAACCCCUUUAAAGCUUGCGGAUUAUUACAAUAUCACUGGUGUUUUCACUACAGAUGCCAUUGAAAGGGAAGACAAUCGUCCUACCUUGGCCACUUCUGUUUUGAAAGGUUCCCUCCAUGAGUUUGUUGAAAUUGUUUUCCAGAACAAUGAAAAUGAAAUUCAAUCUUGGCAUGUCGAUGGAAAUGAUUUCUGGGUUGUCGGUUUUGGUACACUGCCAUGGCAUGGGGGCAGACCAAAAUCCUAUAAUCUAAUGGAUGCUGCAACUAGACACACCGUACAGGUAUACCCAAAUUCAUGGACUGCCAUAUUGAUGUCAGUGGAGAACCAAGGUAUGUGGAACAUAAGGUCUGCAAACUGGGCAAGGCAGUAUUUAGGCCAGCAAUUCUAUUUCCGAGUUUGGACAGAGAUACAAAGCUUCAGAAACGAAUAUGAUAUUCCUGAAAAUGCUCUGCUCUGUGGUAAAGCCGCUGGACGGAAAAUUAAACGUCGUCAAGCAUAGUCCGGUCAGUCAGAUUAUUUCAUGUAUGGAAUUCUUUCUUUUGUAUUGUUUUUCAGUCACGAGAUUGUGACCGAAUGAAAACGUAGUUUAAAGAUAUUAAGUUAGAUUGUAGAGUACCUUCUCAAUUCGAGAAGAUGUAUUUUUUAUUCCUUUGAAAAAUGUAGUUAAAUUUUUUUAAAUAGAAUUGUUUUUUUUUAAU